UCACAGCAGCGCCUCGGGGCUCUCCAGGGAGUCCUGCUGGGAAACAGAGCUCAGAUCAGCGCCUCGGGGCUCUCCAGGGAAUCCUCCUGCUCCGGCGCUCCAUGGGGAAGAGGGUGGCUGUGGUGCUGGCUGGUUGUGGGGUCUACGAUGGGAGCGAGAUCCACGAGGCUUCGGCUGUGCUGGUGCAUCUCAGCAGGGAGGGGGCACAGGCAGAGGUUUUUGCUCCCAACAUCUCCCAGAUGCACGUGGUGGACCACGUGAAGGGGCAGCCGAUGCCGGAGCAGCGCAACGUGCUGGUGGAAAGUGCCAGGAUAGCCAGAGGGAACAUCAAGGAUCUGGCUCAGCUGGAUGUCAAGGGGCUGGAUGCCCUGAUCAUUCCAGGUGGCUUUGGAGUGGCCAAAAACCUGAGCACUUGGGCCACCCAAGGCAAGAACUGCAGCGUCUGCAGGGAGGUGGAGGACGUGCUCAGGGCCUUCCACACUGCCCAGAAGCCCAUCGGGCUCUGCUGCAUCUCCCCAGUGCUGGCAGCCAAACUCUUCCCAGGCUGUGAGGUGACAGUGGGACACGACACCGAGUGUGAGAAGUGGCCCUACGCCAAGACUGCCGAGUCCCUGCGGGAGCUGGGCUGCAAACACGUCAACAGCCACGUCACCGAGAUCCACGUGGACCCCCGGAACAGGCUGGUGACCACCAGUGCCUUCAUGUGCAACGCCCCCAUCCACGAGAUCCACGACGGCAUCGGCAACAUGGUCAGGGAAGUGGUCAGGCUCGCCUGAAGGCUGCAGAGUCCGGCUCCUUCCCCUCUCACACCCACGUGUCAGCUGGAAAAGUGCCACCCAGCUGGAGUUGUGUCCCCUCCCCGCCCUUCCCAGAGCGCCGGUGGCUGCUGAGGAGGGACACUCUGGAGUUGGGGUGUUCUGCCACGGCAGAUGGGCAGGAAUGGGGGUGUGGGCACACACUGAGCUGGCACAGAGUCAGAGAGUGGGUUGGGUUGGGAGGAUCUCAAAGCUCACCUUAUCCAUGGGCAGGGACACCUUCCACGAGCCCAGGCUGCUCCAACCUGGCCUGGGACACUUCCAGGGAUGGGGCAGCCACAGCUUCUCUGGUGCCAGGGCCUCCCCACCCUCCCAGCCAAGAAUUCCUUCCCAAUAUCCCAUCAUCCAGGGCCCCCCAUCUAACCUGCCACACCAGGGCUCCAGUUCAGUCCCUCCCACCCCCCCAGUUCCCAGAACAGGGGAAUUGUGGCAAAAAGAAGGAAUGUGGUUCUGCUCCCAAAUAAAACCUGCUGGUUUUC
This is a messenger RNA of Myiozetetes cayanensis, 1294 nucleotides long. RefSeq names its product glutamine amidotransferase-like class 1 domain-containing protein 3, mitochondrial. Bases 102 to 776 code for a protein of 224 amino acids. NCBI's taxonomy places the organism in Eukaryota, Metazoa, Chordata, Aves, Passeriformes, Tyrannidae. The transcript is spliced from 4 exons. The record is from RefSeq and is a predicted model, not a curated record.